UGAUCCGGUGAUCCUGUGAUGAUCCUGCGACUCCUGGUGCAGUAAAAUUCUAUCCGGCAUGUCCUUUCUGCUUGGCUCUCGUUCCAGCUACCGAGGGCUUCGUAAAUGCCCCAAAUGUGGCCAACACAAUGGUAAUCGGGCGAUGAAAUGUAAAAACCGAUCCUGCGACCAGGUGCUCCGGGUAGACGAUGGCCACGGAAAACGAGCUGAAGGAGGAAAACACGCUUCCGAAGCGGUGCAGGCCUUUGCGGUUCGCUUAGUUCACCCGGCAGCUGAUUCACCCCUCUACAGCGUAUCCCUAAACCCGGAGAACCGCUUUUUCGUCGAAUCAGUGAGCGAUCCCGACGGCCGCGUGUUGUUACGCUCCCUGGGCAACUCUUCAAUUCCAACAACCCUCUCGGAAUCGGUACGACAGCUUAUUCUAGACUGUAAAACUGUCGCAGAACCACUAACAAUCGACAGAAAUGCGCUAGAUACACUGGCUGCAACGAGUGUGGACAGACAAUCGAUCUGGGAUAGACAAACUCAGUGCAGUCCAGCGGCACUUGUCCAACGGCUUUCCGGUGAUCUGUUUGUCGUAGGACAUCCUUACCUGACCGCUGACUGUGGUAGCCUAUGGCAUGUCAAGGCCACUAGGAAAAAUCAAAAAUACUCUGAACUUGCCUGUGAUUUCUGCACGACGGUGCUACCAGAUACAAAGAGGGAACAGGCGUCCUGUUGGCAUGUACUGGCGACUGUGGCGGCACUGCUAAGUGCACCGCAUAAGUAUACCGACCGCCACUGGGGAACCUUGUUGCGCGAGUACGCCAACAAUCGGGUCUCCGAAGGGGGGUCCGCCAUCCCCGAUGAUACCAUGAAUCCGAUACUGUCGAUUGAGUUCCCGCUUGACUCAGCCCAGCCCCAGGCACCGACCGAAUGCAUAGCGAUCGCGGCUGACUCCAACGUAGAGCUGAUCGAUUUCCACGAUAGUCUGGUGGCCACAUCCUCUCUGACUCCGACCUUCGAGGCAUUCCACGAUGACGGCUGUGACGGGGGUGGAUUGAUUAUGCCCGAUCUGCUCGACUCCGGGGAAUCCAUCUACGAGCUAGCGAUCAGCGAUGAUCCUAUCCCACCGACUUCGAUGGAAAAUGACUGCAGUUCCGAUGUGUUUGCUACCUCCAUCGAAGAAUCCGAUCUGGCGCUGAUCCAGGACUGUCAGAUUGAGCUGAUGGAUCAGUUCGAUCUAACCGAUCGCAUCGAUUUCUGUCCUUCCGAUAUCGAGUGCGACGAAAGCUUGCUACUGGCCGUUCCAUCGAAUGUGAUCGAAUCGCCUUCCGACGAUUCCUGCUGUACCACGGCAGCAGAUCUGCUACAUGAAGACGUCGGUAAGCGCACGAAGGGAAAGAAACCUCCGCUCGUAGAAAUUACGACCAAAAAGUCGGCGCUCCGUCAGAUGAGCCGCUUGCCGAGGGAUAAGCUAACCCGCGGAAGCUACAGUCUGCGCAAGCUCAUGAAGACUCUCGAAUCGAACGGUAUACUGUUCAAUCGUAUACCCAGGACCAGUACGACGACGGUGUCGCCGGUGGUACCACCAUACGAGGCAUCGUUGUGCAAUUUAUCGUUCAUCUGCUGGCUGGAGGCGGUAAUCGAACAGCUCAACUCCGUCAUCGAGUACAGCUCGGAUGGACGACCCGGUCCGCAGACGUUUCGCAUUCAGGAAGAUUUCUUCCGCUGUCUUCGGGCCCGCUUUUCCAUUGGUCAUCAUUUACGGCAACCGGAUGAGAUACAGAAGCAACCGCAAGACCAAAAACCGGCAUCACAGCUCUUCAAAUUCGCACAUCACAACAGCCUUCUGCAUGUGUUUCGCACCGAACGCAUAGCGCUGUGCUUCGAGAAACACUUUACCCGCUCUUCCAGCGGCCAGUUUACAGCGAUCGAGAUCGAGGAUCCUCAAGGGAUGGCAGGUGGAGCUCCCACAGUUGUCACGGGCCGUCCGAUACGGCCGCAACUGUACAGUACGUUUAUUAAGCUGGGGCGCUACAAACAUGAGGCCGACCAGGAGCGAGUUUAUCAUCUCGAAUUAGAGUGGAUCGGUGGCCUUCUGCCACGCAGUGGUUUCGGUGAGCUGCGAAUCACCUUUGAGUUCGGACAUCGGGCCCAUGGCCGUUACGUGCCUCCGCCAACAUCCUAAUUACUUUUCUUUCUUUUCAAUUCAAUUCGCUUUAGCUCUAGUUCGUUAUA
Anopheles darlingi is the source of this 2220-nucleotide messenger RNA. RefSeq lists its product as uncharacterized. The transcript has a single exon. Gene Ontology annotation, cellular component: nucleus. The coding region runs from base 59 to 2170 and encodes 703 amino acids. The record is from RefSeq and is a predicted model, not a curated record. NCBI's taxonomy places the organism in Eukaryota, Metazoa, Arthropoda, Insecta, Diptera, Culicidae.